AAUUCGCAGAUGUAGGAGAGGCCACCACUCGUACAAAUGGCGUGUCGAGCCAAAAAUGAAUCCUUUUUCUUUUUCGAACGGCGGAAAAACCCUUCCUUUUGAAGAAUUUCAAUUUUCUUUUUUCCCAUUGGCUUUAUUCAUUUUUGUUUCCCAUCUCGUCUUUUCGUUUUUUUUUUUGGUUUUGGGAUUGUUUGGUGAGAGGUGGGUAUUGGGUAAUACGAGAAUCGUGGAAGACAAGGAUUCGGAUUUGGAUAAAAAGAGAUUCUCUCUCUCUCUUUUUCUUAGGAAAACCAAAUCAGUUUUGGAUUUGAUUUCUGGGUUUUCUCAAAAGAGCCUUAUUUUGGCGUUCUUGUGAAGAAGGCUCACGCGGGGGAUCGUGUCCCCUGUUUUUUUUUUCCUUCUUUUUUGGGUUUCUCUGUUCAAAUUUCAUGAUAAAGCAGAUUCCUUUCUGAAUUUUAGCUUCUGGGUUUUGGUCAUUAAAAUCACCGCCGGCUCAUAUUCGAGGUUUUUUUUUUCUUUCUGAGAUUUGUGGGGAAGAAGAUGAUAAGGUGGUGGGUGAUUUCAUAUAUGCAACUCGCAGAGCUCUUCGUGAGCUCUAUGGUGCAUUUGCUUUAUGGGUUUUAUAUAUUCAGCUCCGCCGUCGCUGGAGAUAUCUCUCAGAUGAUGAACGAUUACAUUUUCAAGUCCAAUGUGGAUUCUGAUGCUACAGAAUCUGUUCAAAAUCGAAACAAUGUGGAUGGUUUGCCUCCCAUUGUUUUGGUUCAUGGGAUCUUUGGAUUUGGCAAAGGGAGAUUAGGAGGUUUAUCGUAUUUCGCUGGUGCUGAGAAGAAAGAUGAGAGGGUUCUGGUUCCUGAUUUGGGUUCCUUAACAAGCAUAUAUGAUAGGGCUAGGGAAUUAUUCUUUUACUUGAAAGGAGGGCAAGUUGAUUUCGGCGAAGAGCAUAGCAGGGCUUGUGGCCAUGCUCGGUUUGGGAGAGUCUAUGAACAAGGGCAAUAUCCUGAAUGGGAUGAGGAUCAUCCUAUACAUUUUGUCGGGCAUUCUGCUGGGGCUCAGGUCGUGCGAGUGUUGCAGCAAAUGCUCGCCGAUAAGGCUUUUGAAGGGUACGAGAACACGGACGAGAACUGGGUUCUAAGUGUAACAUCCUUAUCCGGGGCGUUCAAUGGCACAACAAGAACAUACUUAGAUGGCAUGAGGCCAGAGGAUGGAAUGAGCAUGAAGCCGAUAUGUCUUCUGCAGCUAUGCCGUGUGGGUGUGAUAAUGUAUGACUGGUUGGACAUCCCAUGGCUGAAGUCAUAUUACAAUUUCGGGUUCGAUCAUUUCAACUUAUCAUGGAAGAAAACGGGUUUUAGGGGUCUUGUUGAUUGCCUCUUGGGAAAUGCAGGUCCAUUCGCUUCAAACGAUUGGAUCUUACCCGACCUUACCAUCCAAGGAUCCACUCGUCUUAAUUCCUACCUCCAUACAUUCCCCAACACAUUCUACUUCAGCUACGCCACCAAACGAACCCGGAGAAUGAUGGGAAUUACUGUCCCUUCAGGCGUUCUCGGGAUUCACCCUAUGCUCUUCCUUCGCGUAUUCCAGAUGAGCCGAUGGAAGUUUCCUCAGGAUGUCUCCCCGCCCUAUAAAGGCUACAGGGACGAGGAGUGGCAGGAGAACGACGGGGCAUUGAACACGAUAUCGAUGACACACCCGAGACUGCCAGUGGAACACCCGAGUAAGUUUGUAGUGAGCGACUCGGAGUGCCAAACGUUGCAGCCAGGGAUCUGGUAUUAUAAGAUAGUGGAAGCAGAUCAUAUAUUGUUCAUAGUGAAUAGGGAGAGAGCAGGAGUUGAGUUCGACUUGAUAUACGACAGUAUCUUCCAACGUUGCAGGAAGCAUGUCUUCAAGAAAUCUCCUCAGACUUUGCCUAAUGAGCCCCCUUCUCUUCACUCUUCUCCUCUUUGAUUAGCACUCAUAAAUCUGGAUUGGGAAGACACCAUUGGUUUUUUUUUUUUUGUUUCUUUUAUUGUUUGGAUGGGGAAAAAAAAAGAAAAAAGAAAUUGAUUUUUUAUUUUUAUUUUUAUUUUUAACAAUUGGCUCAUCAUUUGUCUUAGAUUCCUCCUUUUAGAAGAAUUUAUAAAAGAAUUCCCCUUUUUUGAUA
Tarenaya hassleriana is the source of this 2137-nucleotide messenger RNA. Its product is annotated as lipase. The record is from RefSeq and is a predicted model, not a curated record. The transcript is spliced from 8 exons. NCBI's taxonomy places the organism in Eukaryota, Viridiplantae, Streptophyta, Magnoliopsida, Brassicales, Cleomaceae. The coding region runs from base 541 to 1941 and encodes 466 amino acids.